Molecule: messenger RNA, 2754 nt
Organism: Metarhizium album ARSEF 1941
Lineage: Eukaryota; Fungi; Ascomycota; Sordariomycetes; Hypocreales; Clavicipitaceae
Product: Coatomer, gamma subunit
Exons: 5
Coding region: 1-2754 (917 amino acids)
Biological process (GO): protein secretion; intra-Golgi vesicle-mediated transport; endoplasmic reticulum to Golgi vesicle-mediated transport
Cellular component (GO): Golgi membrane; endoplasmic reticulum; endoplasmic reticulum-Golgi intermediate compartment
Molecular function (GO): structural molecule activity
Source: RefSeq, a predicted model, not a curated record
AUGAGCUACGGCAAAAAGGACGAGGACGCCGACCUGGGCCUGGUCAAGGUGGACCGAACCCAGGUAUUUCAAGAAGCACGGAUAUUCAACGAAGGCACAAUUCAACCGCGACGAUGCCGGAUUCUGCUCACCAAGAUUGCACUUCUCCUCUACACUGGGGAGAAGUUCCCGACCAACGAGGCCACCACCCUCUUCUUCGGCAUCUCCAAGCUCUUCCAGAACAAGGAUGCCGGCCUUAGACAGAUGGUCCAUCUCGUCAUCAAGGAGUUGGCCAGCUCUGCCGAGGAUAUCAUCAUGGUUACCGCUACGAUUAUGAAAGACACUGGUGGCAGCAGCGAUGCCAUCUUCAGGCCCAACGCCAUCCGCGCCUUGUGCCGCAUCAUUGACGCCACGUCUGUCCAGGCGAUCGAGCGAGUAAUGAAGACUGCAAUCGUCGAAAAGAACCCCUCGGUUUCCUCUGCCGCGCUCGUCUCCGCAUAUCACCUCUUGCCCGUCGCCAGGGACGUCGUUCGACGCUGGCAGAGCGAGGUUCAAGAGGCCGCCGCCUCAACCAAGUCCUCGGCCGGCUUCUCGCUCGGAUUCUCCUCGUCUGGCGGCCAGAUGCCCAUGAACAACUCGACAAUGCCCCAGUACCACGCCAUCGGACUGCUGUACCAGAUGAGAAUGCACGACAGGAUGGCCCUGGUCAAGAUGGUGCAGCAGUUUGGCGCUGCCGGUGCUGUCAAGAACCCCGCCGCCACCGUCAUGCUUGUCCGAUUGGCCGCGCAGCUUGCCGAGGAAGAUGUCUCCCUCCGAAAGCCCAUGAUGCAGCUCCUUGACGGCUGGCUGCGUCACAAGAGCGAAAUGGUCAACUUCGAGGCCGCAAAGGCCGUUUGCGACAUGAGGGACGUCACCGACAACGAGGUCAACCAGGCAGUCCACGUUCUUCAGCUCUUCUUGACCUCUCCACGAGCCGUGACCAAGUUUGCCGCCCUCCGAAUUCUCCACAGCUUCGCUUCCUUCAAACCCUCUGCCGUCAGCGUCUGCAACCCUGACAUCGAGCUCCUCAUCUCGAAUUCGAACCGAUCCAUAGCCACCUUCGCCAUCACCACACUCCUCAAGACCGGCAAUGAGGCCAGUGUCGACAGGCUGAUGAAGCAGAUUUCCAGCUUCAUGUCCGAGAUCACCGACGAGUUCAAGAUUACCAUUGUCGAGGCCAUCCGCACGCUCUGCCUCAAGUUCCCCAGCAAGCAGGCAGGCAUGCUGACCUUCCUCAGCAGCAUUCUGCGCGACGAGGGCGGGUACGAGUUCAAGCGUGCCGUUGUAGAAAGCAUGUUUGAUUUGAUCAAGUUUGUCCCCGACUCAAAGGACGAGGCCCUGGCCCAUCUCUGCGAAUUCAUCGAGGACUGCGAGUUCACGAAGCUGGCUGUCCGUAUUCUGCAUCUCAUUGGCUUGGAAGGGCCCAAGACUUCUCAGCCGACCAAGUACAUCCGGUACAUCUACAACCGAGUCGUUCUCGAGAAUGCCAUUGUCCGGGCCUCUGCAGUUACCGCUCUGGCCAAGUUUGGGGUGGGACAGAAAGACCCUGAUGUCAAGGCCAGCGUCAAGGUCCUUCUCGCCCGAUGCUUGGAUGACGUCGAUGACGAGGUCCGUGACCGUGCGGCUCUGAACUUGAAGCUCAUGGGUGAAGAAGAUGACGAGAUGGCACAGAACUUUAUCAAAAAUGAAAACAUGUUCUCUCUCCCCGUCUUUGAACACCAGCUUGUCAUGUACGUCACUUCCGACGACAAGGGCUCCUUUGCGGACCCCUUUGAUAUCAGCAAAAUCCCCGUCGUCACCCGGGAGCAAGCAGAUGCCGAAGACAGGACAAAGAAGCUCACGGCCACGGCACCCACGAUCAAAGCACCCAAGGUCGGCGCCACCAAGGCCCCUGCCGGCGGCGCGGAGGCCGCAGCCUCUGCUUCGGCUCGGGCUCAGCGAUAUGCCGAGGAGUUGAUGCAGAUACCCGAGAUGAGGGAGUUUGGCAACGUCCUCAAGUCUUCUCCAGUCGUCGAGUUGACAGAGGCAGAAACCGAGUACGUCGUGACCCUUGUGAAGCACAUCUUCAAGGAGCACAUUGUUCUUCAAUACGAAGUCAAGAACACGCUGCCAGAUACUGUCCUGGAGAACGUCUCGGUCGUCGCUACGCCCGGGGAGGACGAGCUGGAGGAAGUCUUCAUCAUGCAGGCGGAGAAACUGGUGACCGACGAGCCUGGCAAGGUGUAUGUCGCAUUCCACAAAGUCAACGGAGAGAGUUCCAUGCCCACUCCUUCCUUCUCCAACGUGUUGAAGUUUACGAGCAAGGAGAUUGAUCCGUCAACGGGGGAGCCGGAAGAUACCGGUUACGAUGACGAGUACGAGGUGUCCGAGUUUGAUAUCAGCAGCAGCGACUACAUUGUGCCCACGUUUGCCAGUAACUUUAGUCACUUGUGGGAGCAGAUUGGUGCCUCGGGAGAGGAGGCAGAGGAGACUCUGCAGCUGAGCGGCGUCAAGAGCAUCGCCGACGCCACGGAGCAACUAGCCAAGGCUCUGUCGAUGCAACCCUUGGAAGGCACAGAUGUGCCGGUCAACCAGAGCACGCACACACUGAAGCUGUUGGGCAAGACGGUCACCGGCGGCAGGGUGGUGGCCAGUGUGAGAAUGGCCUUCUCAUCAAAGUCUGGGGUGACCACGAAGAUUACAGUCAGAAGCGAGGAGGAAAACGUGGCGGCACUUGUGAUUGCAUCGGUGGCCUAG